AUGCCUAUGUUUACGUACCCGAGCCUUCAGGAGCAACCCCAUCUGACUCGCAUGAUCCGCCUCUUGCCUCACUCGAGAAAUGAUGCCCCAAUUGAGUGCAAGCUGUUCAAUUACAACUUGUCAGAAGGAGGUGGUCGUGCCCAUAUGUAUGAGGCACUUUCAUAUUGUUGGCAAAGUAACAUUAGGUCGGAGACAGUGAUAUUAAAUGAGUGUUCUCUCUCCAUUACCAAGAAUCUCCAUACUGCACUCUCAUAUCUCCGUGAUCGCCAACUUGAGAGAAUUCUGUGGAUUGAUGCGAUUUGUAUCAACCAAGAUGAUAGCGAUGAAAAGUGCAAACAGAUUCCACUUAUGCGUAUGAUCUAUGCACAGGCUGGUCAAGUGAUUGUCUGGCUUGGAGAUGUCACAGACAAUGGUGACCAAGCAUUGAGCAAGAUUCAGCAUCUUGCAGAGGCUAGUUGUGUACAGAUGGUGUCUAACAUCGCAGAGGACUAUUACAGUUGUUUGAAAUUACUGCAACGUGAUUGGUUUCAUCGCAUUUGGGUAUGA
Penicillium malachiteum is the source of this 546-nucleotide messenger RNA. Its product is annotated as HET domain-containing protein. The record is from RefSeq and is a predicted model, not a curated record. The coding region runs from base 1 to 546 and encodes 181 amino acids. The transcript has a single exon. Lineage: Eukaryota; Fungi; Ascomycota; Eurotiomycetes; Eurotiales; Aspergillaceae.